UGAAACCUUCAUUAUAUUGUAUAUCAGUGAUGCUUUAAUUUUUAAAAAGUGCUUGUGACAUUUUACAAUGUAUUAAAGUUCUAGUUGUUCCAAUCAUUGCAGACAUUUUUCUAUAUUUUAAUUUUAGCUGUUCCACUAGUUGUGUGGUAGUAUCCUUUUGGUUUUAAUUUGAAUUUCACUGGUACUAAAGAUAUUUGAGUAUCUUUUGAUGUACUUAUUGGCUAUUUUUAAAUGUUUUUUAUGAACUGUCUGCUUCAAUCAUUUGUUUUUAAUUAGGUUGCUUAUCUUUAUUAUUGAGAUACAAGAAUUCUUUAUAUAUUCUGAAUCCAUGUUCUUUGGUGGAUAUAGGUAUUUAAAAUAGUUUCUUCCCUUAUGUGGCUUGUCUUUUGAUUUUCUUAAUGGUAUCUUUGAAGUGCAAAACUUUAAAAUUUUGAUGAAAUGCAAUUCAUAAUUUCAUCCUUUCAGACUUUGUGCCUUUUGUGUUCUAAGAUAUCUUUGCCCACUUCAAGAUUUUUUGCUCCUGUGUUGUUUUAGGUCUGUGAUCCACUUCAGGUUAAUUUUUUUCUGUACCAUAUUUUGAUGUUCAUUUACAAGCUUGCCUGAGGUAGGCCUUGCAUAGUUUGAAAGACAGAACAAGUUGGUCUUAAUCAUCAAAAUUUGGUAUGAGAAUUUCCAUUUGACUUUUUAGGAGUGUUUUUCAGGACCCAACUAAGAACUAAAGCUCAAUAUUGCCGGAGUCCAGCUCCAAUGAGUCCAGGAAUCCCUGAAGGAUGAACAGCUUUGGUGACUGAAUGAAUGAGUGAGGGCACAGACACCAGCAAGAGCUGAGCCUGGCCUUUAAUGAAAAGUAGCAGCUUGAUUAUAUACUCUUUGAUUACAUAAAGUAAAGUACAGAUAGUAAUCAUAUAAUUGACACAAAGCACAGUUACAUGAAUUUGGAUAAUGAGAUUAUAUCAUUUGGCAGGUCUUAGCAGUUAACUUAUUUCUAAGUAAGCUUGGUUUUUAGUUUUUGUGGCCAGAAAAUCUUACAAAGGUUAGGUAGGUGCCAGACUCUUGGUUUCUUUAGAGAUGACUAAAGUUCACUAUUCUAUUGUUUUUAUGUAAGGCAUUCAUUCUUUCAUAGCUAUACUCCCAUUCUUCAUCUCUGGUAGGAAAGAAGGAGGCUGUCUCUAAAAGAACACGGUGAGAGAGGAGCCAAGAUGGUGGCAUGAGUAGAGCAGUGGAAAUCUCCUCCCAAAACCAUAUAUAUUUUGGAAAAUACAACAAAUACAACUAUCCCUAAAAGAGAGACCGGAAGAUACAGUACAACAGCCAAGCGACAUCUACACCUGCAAGAACCCAGCACCUCAUGAAUCAGUGUUGGAAAAUUGCGGUCUUUUCAGAAGCCUGGCCCUCUGCUGAUCUUCCUUGUGGAAACAUCUCUUAGGCCAUUUUGGAUAGGGAGGUUGAUGUACUCCCCAGUUCCCUGAAUGCCACAAAGACUCUUCCCCAAACUGCUGGGCCCAUCUCUCUGCCUCCUCUGUAAGAUAUUAGAAAAGGCAAAUAAAGAAACCAGAAGUACAAGACACCCUAUUAUACAGAUUUGUUUCCUCCAUUGGACUGAGAGCAUUUCAGGGCAGGAACCUGCUGUCACUUAUUCAUCUUCACACACCAACACCCCAGCACCUAGCAAAGUGCUCAUUGCAGGAGCAGCUUGCAUGCACUCGGGAUGGCUUCUGGAAAACUAAUCAAAUUUCUGGUUUUUGAGCUUCUUGAAUUUGCUGCUUUCUCCAUUCCCACGCUUGUGAUUGUGGAGCAGUUUGCCACUGCCUAUCAAAGUACAAGGAAUAAAGAUGAGAAAAUGCACUAUUGGCUAAUUGUUUCCUGUUCAAUUGCUUACGUGGCUUCAGUGACUCUAUUGAUUUGGGUUCCCAUGAAAGUUCUGUUAAAAAAGAAACGUCAUCUUUACAAAAAAAUUAAAGGAUGGAGACCUGUUCUUAUGAUGUGUGUGGUACUUACCACACUUCCCAGCUUCAGCUUUUCAAUAGCAGUGACUGAGAUUCAAAAGGAUAUGAAUGGUUCUCUUGCUGUCUUACCUGAUACCUUACCUGACCUGCCAGUUUCCCUGGUUGUGACUUCCUUGAUCAUGGUUGAUAUUAUUGAAAAACUCAGGAUAUAUCCUCUUAGAGGGAAGCAAAAGAGUAAUGAAGACAAGCACAUGCAUGCAACCACUUUGCAACAAGUAAAAACUGUGAUGGACCAAGUGAGGCAAAAGGAAGAAAACCCUGAGCUUCCCCAGCCAGCCAGGAUGACCCAGGCGUCGCUGCCACCAAGAGCCACCACACAAAGCUGGGCUCCUGCUCUGGCGGGACCUCAGGAGCCCUCCUUUCAGUCAGCAGUGCUGAGUACAAUGUCGCAACAGGACCAUCGUGCUGAGAUCUUCCUGUGGAGCUUUCUGCUGUGGUCCGACACCAUAGAAAUGGUGCGUGUGGCCGGCCACCAGGCGGUGUACAAGUCGGGCUGGGUAUACCCAGUCUACAUAUUCAGUUUUAUUUCUCUCCUUCGAAUUAUAUUCACUCCCCAGAACCCUCUCCUCAAUUCUCUGGGCAUCCUGCUCCAGGAUUUACCCUUUAUUUUUGUUAGACUUAGUUUAAUCAUUUCCUUGGGAACUAUCACACCCACACUGGGCCUUUGUAAAAAUGUACUAGUGACUCUCUCUUAUGUUUACUUCAAUUACUUAACCAAAUUCAGAGUUUUCUCUACCUUUGAAAUGUCUUUAUUUUAAAAAGAAAAUGUAGUAUAUUCAAAUCUCUUUAUUAUGCAUGUAAUCUUUUUUUCAGGGGCAUAAGUUUUUGUACUGCAUAAAACAAUGAAGAAUAGCUUGUACAGCAUGAACUAUUUUUAAUAAUAAAGUUAAUAUUUUAAUAGUUUAACUGAAGCAUGUAAGUUUAUUCUUAAUGUAUGUAAGUGGUGCUAAAUAUAAGCAAAAUUAUAUUCUUAUAAGUUGAUGUAAAUCCGGGGAAAGGAAAUCCCGGGGCAAAAUACCCCUAAAAAUCAAAAUCAGUCAAAGGGAGAAAUAAAG
Manis javanica (Malayan pangolin) is the source of this 3061-nucleotide messenger RNA. Lineage: Eukaryota; Metazoa; Chordata; Mammalia; Pholidota; Manidae. The record is from RefSeq and is a predicted model, not a curated record.